Molecule: messenger RNA, 2893 nt
Organism: Blepharisma stoltei
Lineage: Eukaryota; Ciliophora; Heterotrichea; Heterotrichida; Blepharismidae
Source: the annotation of a GenBank genome assembly
AUGUCAGAAAACGAUUUAUCGCGUCAAUAUCAAGACCUUUACACACUCAUAAAAUCAGGCGGCAAAAUCGCUUUGCAGCUUGUCUCAACUACAAUGUGGCUAUCAAUCAACACAGCUCUUUUUGUCCUCAGUUGUGGGUCUUUAAUCAGAUGGAGACCAACCCAAAGUCAGAGAAAUAAUCCACAGUCUGUAAAGAAGUCUGAAGAGUCAAAACUUGAGGUAAAUCCUGAAGAUAAUAAUGGGAAAGUUCCUAGAACUCCUUCUAGGGCAACUAUGAUAGAUCUAUUGGAAAAUCAUGAAGUGAGUAGAAAGCUAAGCUGGGCCAUGAGAACGAGGGAAUCUGAAGAUGUUAUCGUUGUACCAUCUCUAUCUCUGCCAAGAACUGAACUUGAAAAAGUGCCUGGAGCUUUGAAUUAUGAAGAAAGGCUGCUAUGCUAUUUAUUUUAUUUACUCCCCCCCCAUCCUUGAUCGAACGAUUGACUGUAAAAAUUCCUAAAAAUUGGGAAAUUAACCCCCAUCCUUGAUCAAGCGAUUUUCAUAUCAUGCAAAUUUUUUAAAUAUAUAAAAAUAUAUUAGUUAUCAAAAGUUUGGGAAGAUGUACCUAAUGAAGUUGUUGUCAGAGCUUUGAGACGAUUGAAAGCUGCGGAAUCAACCAUCCGAAGUGAUUUAGCCAUCAAUCUAGGCUUGAAAACUCAAUAAUCUAAAAAAAUAGAGAUUCUUUAAAAUUUAAAAAAAAAAAAAAAAAAUUUAAUUCUGUAAGUAACAAAUUAAAAUUUAUACAGUUUAAAAAGGUAACUAAUAAAUCAAAAUAUUAAAAUUGAUAUUUUAUGAAAUUAAUUAAAUUUUUUGCUGUAAAAAUAAUUAUUAAAUACUCUUAACCCUCUUAUUUCAAAGUAAAUAAAAAAAUAUAUAUAUAUAUUUUUUUAUUUUAUAUAUUCCCGAAAUUUUGUUUUUAACCCCAUCCUUGAUCGAACGAUGGCGAGUCGUUCGAUCAAGGAUGGCGGGGGGAAGUAGUUAAUCCCAAGUUAAAAUUGGUAUACGCCACUAGUAUGCCAAUUGAAAAGUCGAUUAUUGAUUAUUAUUUAGCUCUAUGCGUUUUUAGAUAAUUCUUUCAAGAUAGGGUUCUGAGGCUGAUAAAAACCAUAUUUAUUAAAUUUAGAAUAUUAGAGCAAUCAUCAUUAAUAACUGUCGAAGAAGCCAAAAAACGACUUUUAUUAAUAAGCUGCAAUGAUAGCUGCCUCACACCUCUUUCUUCCAAACUUCUGAGGAGGCCAAAAUUAUUGCAAAAAAUUAAAAAUUUCAUUGACCCCAAAAAAGCAUAUGUCUGCUGCUAUAUAAGCUCUAAUCUUGAAAGAAAGCUCGCCUUAGAGCUAGGAGUCCCUUUAUUUGCAAACGACCCUUCAUUAAGCUACUGGGGUACAAAAAGUGGUAGCAGAGAAGUUUUUGAGAGGUCUGGGGUGCUAUUUCCUAAAGGCAGCAGCUUACUUUAUUCAAUUGAAGAAUUAUCUCAAACAAUUGCGAAAAUUUACACUGAAGAAAACUAUGAAAUUUCUCAAUUUAUAGUUAAGCUUGAUGUUGGGUUUUCUGGGCGAGGAAAUUCAAUUAUUAAGACUAAAUAUUUUAUAAAAAAACAAUUUAUAUAAAUAAAAUGGCAUUCGGUUCGAGAGAAAUUUGGCUCUGCCAAUUUUCUCUCCCUCAUGGAAUUUUAUUUAUGGGGUUGGGUUUUCUCUCGAGAACUUCUGCACAGCAAUAGUCGUUUAACUUUGGGGAUAACCAAAGGGCACGACUCCUCAGUGCACUCAAGAUUUCGGAGUUUUACCUCUCAGCACGUCCCCACGGGAGGAUGACCCUUAGGCGGAACACGCGCAGGAGCUGAGUCUGGACGAGCGACGGCAAACGCGCCGGGUGAGAUGUGCGGCGAUUUAUCUGGCGACUAGCCUCAUAGAAGGCUUGGGUGUGGGCUGACCACAUAUUCCAAGAUGGCUUGGUGACGUCACUAGUUGUCGCUUUGACCCUUUUUCAUUAAGGGGUGUGGGCACUAGACACCUUAAAAACUAUGUAACUAAGUAAGUAAGAUAAAAACAAUUUAUUGGAGUCUAUUAAGGUAGCUUUAAGCCAGCAUUUAGAAUUCACAUGUGAAGGGGAAGACUGGGAAAGCUUUGUCGAAAAAGUAAAAGUCCAUGGAGUUAUUGUUGAAGUGUGGGUAGAUGAUGCAAUUUCCUCACCUUCAUGCCAAGCCAUAAUAAAUCCAAAAGGUGUUGUGGAGAUUUUGUCCACUCAUGAACAAAUGCUUGAUGGGAUGAUUUAUAAAGGCUGCAUUUUCCCAGCAAAGCCUGAAUAUCGGACUAUUUUGAUAGAAAAUGCAUUUAAAAUUGGAAAAGUUUUGGCUGAAAAAGGAUGCAGAGAGAGGUUUGCAAUUGAUUUUGUAGUUAAGAAGGAAAAUGAAGGCUAUACGAUUUUUGCUAUUGAAAUUAACGUCAGAUGGGGUGGCACAUCACAUCCUAUGAUGACUGCGAAGUAUUUAACGAGUGCUGAACUGUCGCAGGAUGGAGUUUUAGUGGGAUGUGAUGACCAAAAUAAAUAUUAUGUAGCCACUGAUGCGAUACAAAAUGAUGUAUAUACAGGAUUAACCCCUACUUGUUUCAUUGAUUUUAUAAAUUCUCAUCCCGACUUGCAAUUUGACUCGGAAAAUUUGACUGGAGUCGUUUUUCACUUGUUUUCGACCAUUUCGGAAUUUGGGAAUUUUGGCUUUGUAGCUAUUGCUAAUUCUCCGGAAGAAGCAAGUGAGCUAUAUGAUAGCACAGUAAGGAUAUUGGAAGAAGAAGCUACUGAGGUGAGUGCAAAGAAACAUUUUGCAGAACUAGAUAUGAACAUAAUUCACCCUUCUAACUAA